Molecule: messenger RNA, 234 nt
Organism: Geodia barretti
Lineage: Eukaryota; Metazoa; Porifera; Demospongiae; Tetractinellida; Geodiidae
Source: the annotation of a GenBank genome assembly
CUGGUGCGGGCGCGGGAGACCAUCUCGCCGGAGGAGCGGUUCGGCUACAUCUCCGGCAUGGUGGAAACGGCCGAGAAUCUGGCCAAGCAGUACGAGAUAACCCGCCAGGAGCAGGACGAGUACGCCCUGCGCAGCCACCAGCGGGCCGUGGCCGCCGUGGAAGCGGGCAAGUUUGACCAGGAAAUCAUAGGAGUGCCCAUCCCCCAGCGCCGGGGCGAUCCGGUGGACUUGUAA